AUGAAGGUGAAGACUCGUUUUUGUAGAUGGCACGCUGUGGCUUCUUGGACAUGGGAUGCGCACGACGACGCCUGUGGGAUUUGCCGAAUGGCGUUUGAUGGAUGCUGCCCGGAUUGCAAGAUGCCCGGCGACGAUUGCCCUCUCAUUUGGGGAGCUUGCAAUCACGCGUUCCACCUCCAUUGUAUUCUCAAGUGGGUGAACUCGCAGAGCCCCCGACCACAGUGUCCUAUGUGUCGCAGGGAGUGGAAGUAUAGAGCAUGAGAGACGAAUAAACAUGACGUCUGUGUGUUGUUUGCCAAAAGUUAUCCUUGUGCCAAAAGUUAUCCUUGUGGGAGUUGAACUUGGUGGCGAGUAUUCUCGAGUCACUCCUGCGCCACCGAAUGAGAAACCUUCAGGGUUGGGAUUCAAAACA
Selaginella moellendorffii is the source of this 412-nucleotide messenger RNA. Its product is annotated as anaphase-promoting complex subunit 11. Gene Ontology annotation, cellular component: anaphase-promoting complex; nucleus. Lineage: Eukaryota; Viridiplantae; Streptophyta; Lycopodiopsida; Selaginellales; Selaginellaceae. The record is from RefSeq and is a predicted model, not a curated record. Gene Ontology annotation, biological process: positive regulation of mitotic metaphase/anaphase transition; protein ubiquitination; anaphase-promoting complex-dependent catabolic process. The transcript is spliced from 3 exons. The coding region runs from base 1 to 261 and encodes 86 amino acids. Gene Ontology annotation, molecular function: zinc ion binding; cullin family protein binding; ubiquitin protein ligase activity.